UAAUGCGGCACAGGGUAUAUUUUCUUGUGUCGGUCGGUAAAGGUGAUUCAGUGUCAUUCAAAAAUUGCAGUGACGUUUAAGGUUGUUUUGUUGAAGGUAUACAAAAUCAUCCGUAGUUAUGGCUUCUGGUGUCGCUGUCCAUGAUGAUGUUGUUGAAGAAUUCCAAAAGAUCAAGAUCGGCCACAAAUAUAAAUAUUUGAUUUUCAAAAUUGCUGAUAGCCUCAAAGAGAUUGUUGUUCAUCAUAAAGAAAGUGAUAAAGAUUGCACGUACGAAUCAUUCAAAAGUAACCUUCCAGCAGAUGAGUGUCGUUAUGCAGUGUAUGAUAUGAAUUAUACAUUGCCAGACGGAGGUGAACGUAACAAAUUAGUUUUCUAUGUCUGGUGUCCAGAUACUGCAAAAAUCAAGCAGAAAAUGUUGUAUGCAAGCAGCAGAGAUGCACUUCGUAAAAAGUUAGUUGGUGUCGGAUGUGAAGUUCAAGCUACUGAUGAUGGUGAACUGGAUUUUGAGGAUAUCAAAGACAAGGUUUCAAGAGGCGGUGUUGCUUAAUUGACUUUUAAUGUAUUGCCAAAUGAUGUGCUUCAUAUAACAGUUUCAAUGUUCAGAAAUGAACAAAUCAGAACUCCAAGAAGCUAGUUUAUUGUGUAUUUUUUUCUUAUUCCUGUCCAGAAAAUUUUGUCUUGGUAGUGUAAAAUUAUCGUGAAUAGCUACGUGUACGUUAAUAUACCCAGUGCUUUCAUGGAACACAUCAGUAGUAUCAGCAGUAUGGUUUUAUCAAUUGUUUUUGAGUAUGUACAAGGUGAAUAUAACAAUUUCGGGGGGGGGGGAUAUAUAUAUAUUCAAUUCUGAGGGUCUUAUCAGCAUUUACCUUUGAAUUUUAAGCUUCUAUAGACUCAUUGGAAUCUAAUUUUAGUAGUAUGCAAUUCCAAUGAAUCCAUUGUUGCUAUCAUAGUAUCUGCUCUAAGGUCUUGUCAUUACCUCGUCAUUUAUUUUUCAACAGUUGAAUGUUUGGCAAGUUCUAAUUUUGGAUUUCGAUAUCCUGUCUCUUUGAGUAUUGCUCGAAUCCUGUAUUGGCAAGGUAAAGCAUUGUAUUUGGUACGUAGUAAACAAGCCUUUUCUAUAAGUUGUGAAGAGUAUACACCAACUUUGUUGUACUAAAUGUUCUUAUUUUGGAGAAUUUGCUUCUGUGCUGGCUGAAGCACAAUUCUCUAAAUAGAAUGUUUUGGAUCUCUGACAUUGCAUGCGUGCAGUCUAUUCAAAUAUAAGCAUGAAUUAAACGGGCAGAAAUAGAUUAGAUUUUCAUCUGAGAAAAAAGUGAGAUUUUGUUGGUUUCACAAUAUCCAAUUCUGUGAUAAAUGAAUAAAUACAUUGGUGCCUUGGAGUCAGACAAGUAUCAUUAAGGCCAUAUUGCUAUCUGUAUAUUGCAUCAUGGAUAAUAAAGACAUCAGAUUUACAUUAA
Saccoglossus kowalevskii is the source of this 1457-nucleotide messenger RNA. RefSeq lists its product as uncharacterized. Gene Ontology annotation, cellular component: actin cytoskeleton. Lineage: Eukaryota; Metazoa; Hemichordata; Enteropneusta; Harrimaniidae. Gene Ontology annotation, molecular function: actin binding. Gene Ontology annotation, biological process: actin filament depolymerization. The record is from RefSeq and is a predicted model, not a curated record.